AUGGAAGCGAUAUUUAUCACGGAUGCCACGUCUCUCAUUUUCGAGUACCCCGUGUCGGGCUCACCACCCGCGUGGAAGACGAUCAGUGAGGAAAUCGACCUGCAUCCGGGCUCGGACAUCAUCCAAAGCACGUCGUCGUCAAACUACGUCAUCUACCGGUUCAAGCGGGCCAGCGGGCUCACGUUCGUGAUUGUGGCUGAUCCAACGGUUUCGCCGUCAGUACCAGCGCAGUUUGUGCAACUGCUCACCGACUCCAUGGCCCAGUACUUUGUGCUCGGCAAGCUGGACUCCAACUAUGACACAGUGACUCUGAUCCUGAGUGAGACGCUGGACAACGGAGUGCCUUAUCUCAGCGAACCGGACCAAGUGCGCGAAUUCGUGAGCAAGGGAGGCGUGCUCAGUAAACUGCUGAGCCAGAGUGCAACCCCCCACAAGGUGAGCCGCUCGGCGGCCGAUGGACCCUACUGGAGAAGACAGAACGUGCGACACACGCAGAACGAGCUGUUUGUGGACGUCGAGGAGUCAAUCACGUGUGUUGUCCGACGUCAGGGGGCUUCUAAGACUACACCCGUCGUUUCAUAUGUCGACGGCUCUGUGUACCUCACAUCGCAUCUCUCAGGUGUCCCCGAAAUCGAACUUUCUCUCAGUCGUCCUAUUGCUGGAGGCAAACAUGUGUGCAUUACAAAAUCGGGACCCGCCAGCCGCUUUCGUUUCACCCCUCCUGACGGAAGAACAAAACUGCUGACGUACACACAGGAUGUGAACGUGUCCUCAUAUCUGGUCAAUUGCACGUUCCACACGGGUCUGGGGCUGCAGAAGGACGAAUUUGAGGUCCGAGUGGGCGUGCUCAUGAACAGAGGAGUCAAGGCUGUCGACAAUCUCGCGGUGGAGGUGUUUGGAGGAAAAAUCAAGACAUUGCGAAACACGACCGGAGACUUUAUUACUAAUCAAAAGGGCGGGGUGUGGAAUCUGGGCACCACGACCCCCAUGGGGUUCAACGCAACGUUUAGAGGCAUCUGUGACGGUAAUGUGAGUCAUGUAACCCUGAAGUACUCGCUGCAGGGUGCUGUUCCCUCGGGUCUCAAGGUGGACAGUGUGAACAUUGUGGCCGCCCGGGGUCUGGGCGAGGGAGUCAAGCCAUACAAGGGAGUCAAGUAUGCCACCGAUGUGGCUGAGUAUGUGGUGAGAUAG
Molecule: messenger RNA, 1191 nt
Organism: Yarrowia lipolytica CLIB122
Lineage: Eukaryota; Fungi; Ascomycota; Dipodascomycetes; Dipodascales
Biological process (GO): intracellular protein transport; endocytosis
Cellular component (GO): clathrin adaptor complex; cytoplasmic vesicle
Source: RefSeq, a predicted model, not a curated record